Messenger RNA from Triplophysa rosa, 2173 nucleotides. It is a transcript of the gene maea, whose product is annotated as macrophage erythroblast attacher, E3 ubiquitin ligase. Gene Ontology annotation, molecular function: protein binding; ubiquitin protein ligase activity. The record is from RefSeq and is a predicted model, not a curated record. The transcript has 9 exons. Bases 45 to 1235 code for a protein of 396 amino acids. Gene Ontology annotation, cellular component: nucleus; GID complex; cytoplasm. Gene Ontology annotation, biological process: proteasome-mediated ubiquitin-dependent protein catabolic process. Lineage: Eukaryota; Metazoa; Chordata; Actinopteri; Cypriniformes; Nemacheilidae.
UGGGAAGAAGAUGAACAAACGCUCCACAGUUUCCCCAAAGCAAGAUGGCGGUGCAGGAGACAGCAGCUCAACUAUCUAUGGCCCUAAAGGUGCAAGAAUAUCCAACUUUAAAGGUUCCUUACGAAACCUUGAACAAGCGUUUCCGAGCAGCUCAGAAGAACAUUGACCGGGAGACCAGUCACGUGACGAUGGUGGUGGCAGAGCUGGAGAAAACCCUCAGUAGCUUUCCAGUUGUGGAUACUGUAGUCUCUCUCUUGGAUGGGGUGGUUGAGAAGCUCAGCGCCCUCAAGAGAAAGGCAGCUGAGUCUAUCCAAGCAGAGGAUGAGAGCGCUAAGCUAUGUAAGCGACGCAUAGAGCACCUGAAGGAACAUAGCAGUGACCAACCAGCCAGUGUCAAUGUUUGGAAGAAGAAACGCAUGGACCGCAUGAUGGUGGAACAUCUACUGCGCUGUGGCUAUUACAACACAGCAGUCAAACUAGCCAGACAAAGUGGUAUCGAGGAUUUGGUGAACAUAGAAAUGUUUCUUACUGCGAAAGAAGUCGAAGAGUCGCUCGAACGACAGGAAACGGCGACGUGUCUGGCUUGGUGUCAUGAUAACAAGUCUCGUCUACGAAAAAUGAAAAGCUGUUUGGAGUUCAGUUUAAGGAUCCAGGAAUUUAUUGAACUCAUUCGACAAAACAAACGCAUGGAUGCAGUACGACACGCACGCAAACACUUCAGCCAAGCAGAAGGAUUGCAGCUGGACGAGGUGCAGCAUGUGAUGGGCAUGCUGGCUUUUCCUUCUGAUACACACAUCUCACCUUAUAAGGAUUUUUUGGAUCCAGCUCGCUGGAAAAUGCUGAUCCAGCAGUUCAGAUAUGACAACUACAGAUUACACCAGCUGGGGAACAACUCUGUGUUUACCAUUACCUUGCAGGCAGGGCUGUCUGCCAUCAAAACUCCGCAGUGUUAUAAAGAAGAUGGUUCUUCCAAAAACCCAGACUGCCCCGUCUGCAGCAAAUCGCUUAACAAAUUGGCUCAACCUCUCCCCAUGGCCCACUGUGCAAACUCACGGCUGGUGUGCAAAAUCUCCGGCGAAGUCAUGAAUGAGAACAACCCGCCUAUGAUGCUGCCUAACGGCUAUGUGUAUGGAUACAAUUCUCUCUUGUCCAUUCGUCAAGAUGACAAGGUGAUAUGCCCCAGGACCAAAGAGGUUUUCAACUUUUCCCAGGCUGAGAAGGUUUAUAUUAUGUGAUGGGAGCGCCACGUAUGUUCCGGAACGUUAAGCUGCGGCGUCAUUGUGAAUCUCAAGUUCAAGACAUCAUUUGUCCAAGGGCUUCAAUCCUUCAACCCUUGUUGCAUUCGAACAAAUCUUAUCGACAAUACGCCUCAACGCGAUACUGGCCUACGAGCUCAUCGCUGAACGGAUGGUUUAGAAUUACAGUGGAGUUGUCCUGGGCUAAAUGGACUGUUGUGAUGAAGGCUUUUUUGUGGUGGUUUUUAAAAGGGUUGAUAUUUUGGCAUUUAUUUAACUGAAUUCUUUACACUAGCGUGAAACAAACCAAUAUGGCUCCAUAUCACUUUAUCUCAAAGAGCUUCCGCCUUGUUGUCUGUUAUUGAAAUGAAUUAUUCAUUGUUGGUUUUUUGAACAAGGGCACCCGUUUAGGUCAUUAUUUUUAAGAUAGAUUAUGAGUGGGUAGCUGUAGAAAACAUGCUCUAAUGCCUCGCUUCUGCACCUGUGAAAUCUGUGACCACUUGCAUGUAUGUUCAUGUACUCUUAAUCUGUAUUUGACAGACGUCCUUACAGUCUGUGAGGUAACGUGGGAAAAUGUUGUAGCAUUUAGAGCAAUACUUCUCUGUAUCUCAACAAGUCUGUGGGUGUUUAGACUAAAAGACAUGACAGUGUUUUAGUGUCAGACUCUUGGUAAAGAUUUACAUUGGCUUACACUUUACAGUAUGUGGCAAUAUUAUGUCAACAUACAUUCAUUCAUUCAUUAAAUAACAUGUAUGUAUGUAUAACCAAGGUCCUUUUUUAGAGACAUGUAUGCAAGAGUGAAUUUCAACAAAUAUGCCUGAUUUUUUAAACACUGUGUUAUCGAACAUUUAGUGCUGUUGUUCAGCACUAAACAACAUUGUGUUGAGCAUUGUGACUGAAUGUUCAAGAGAAAAUGUAAAUAAACGUGUUGAAUUUCA